This is a messenger RNA of Phanerochaete carnosa HHB-10118-sp, 666 nucleotides long. RefSeq lists its product as uncharacterized. Bases 157 to 666 code for a protein of 169 amino acids. The transcript is spliced from 2 exons. The record is from RefSeq and is a predicted model, not a curated record. NCBI's taxonomy places the organism in Eukaryota, Fungi, Basidiomycota, Agaricomycetes, Polyporales, Phanerochaetaceae. Gene Ontology annotation, molecular function: oxidoreductase activity.
GAGGACAUGUUCACGCUCACCUCAAGCUCCGAUUUGACACGCGCGAGGCACGACGACACCGGCGGAUAUCUCGGCGCGUGUACCCAGUUUAAACUGGGCAGACUUCGAUAAAGAACAAACGAGGAGCAUCCUAAACGAUCCAAGGCCACCUUGAAGAUGCUACUCAAGACAUGUCGAGAACUCGGGCGGGAAGAUGGUGGUGGAUGCAAAGCGCAGGGCGUCUAUUUCGCUGAUAUCCUGAAACAAUACACAUCCCGCACGCAGGAACUUGAAGAAUUCGUGCAGUGCUGCCGCUCCAAGGACGUCGCGCUCAUGGCUUACUCCGCACCAGACGCUUCCAAUUUGCCGCUGCUCGUGAACCCGGUCGUGCUCGGAUUUACAGAGGUGUACUGCGUCAGCGGCCCCGCAAGCAUGCUCGUCUCGUUCCAGGCGACCCCUAACGCUGCGGUCACAGUGCUUAUCAAGUCAUUCAAGCCCAGGCGCGGUGUUCAAAACUUCAAACUCAUCAUUAACGCGGAGAUUGCAGAGCUUCCGAAUGCCGCGCGACACUCGACGCGUGGUACCCCUAGUGGACCAGCCAUGACAAUAUCAGCUCCCCCGACCUCCGUGCGUCGGGUCUCCCGCAAGACUAGAGUUUAUUCAAUGUAUUAUGGGCUGCGCGCAUAG